This is a messenger RNA of Aspergillus eucalypticola CBS 122712, 642 nucleotides long. RefSeq names its product putative GNAT family acetyltransferase. The transcript is spliced from 4 exons. The record is from RefSeq and is a predicted model, not a curated record. Gene Ontology annotation, molecular function: acyltransferase activity, transferring groups other than amino-acyl groups. The coding region runs from base 1 to 642 and encodes 213 amino acids. Lineage: Eukaryota; Fungi; Ascomycota; Eurotiomycetes; Eurotiales; Aspergillaceae.
AUGACUUUUCCCGAGCUCAUAGCCGCACAGUGGGAAACGUUUGACAAUCCUCCGCAGGGCAUUUUUCGCCUCUUCUUCCCCAUUGAAGAUGGCGAUUGGGAAAAGAGCCCACAGAGAACAGCCGACCGUCAAAUGGAUCAAGGGAUUGCGGCCGCUGCCAAAUGGUAUUUAUUCGACAAUGCCAGCUCUUUGGCCAAACGCCCACCGGUCGAGGUUGAUUGGUAUCCCAAAGGUGUAAUCAGGAACUUUGUGACUCAGGCUGUGCAGCAAUAUGAGCAGCCACGGCAUGAGAUGGGCCAAGGGCCGCAUGCGUACCUCCACAUUGGUUUCACGAGACCCAAGUAUCAAAAGCAAGGUCUUGGUAGUAAGUGGAUGGAAUGGGGACUGGCAGAGGCAGACCGAUUGGGGCUGGAGACCAGACUGGAUGCCACUGAUCCCGGUGUUCCUCUCUACGAAAAGUGCAACUUUCAGGUAGCCAAGGUGCAUGAAUUGAGGCCGGCAAUGCCCGCGAGCCUGACGAGGAGUGAGAUGCGGGAAUGGAAACGCUGCGAAGAGGAAUUUCUACCCAUUCGCACCACUGUGAUGGUGCGCUUCCCAGGUGGAGUUCCCGCUGCAAGCAUGGAGGUUCAAGGAAGUCAGUAG